UGCAGUAGGGCCAGGGCGCCAGGGAGCAGGUUUUGAAGUGGAAGGCAGGCAGGUGUUGGGGAGGCAGUUACCGGGGCAACGGGAACAGGGCGUUUCGGAGGUGGUUGCCAUGGGGACCUGAAUGCUGACGAAGACUCGCGAGGCUGUGAGCAGCCACAGUGCUCUGCUCAGAAGCCCCGGGCUCGUCAGUCAAGCCGGUUCUCAGUUUGCACUUGGCAGCACGGGCAGGCGAGUGGCCCCUAGUUCCGGGAACAGAGCAGCGGCAUCCCAGUCCUGGUCCUCCAGCCCCAAGCCUCGCCUGCCCACCCAGCGCCAGGAUGGCCACCAUCACCUGCACCCGCUUCACGGAAGAGUACCAGCUCUUCGAGGAACUGGGAAAGGGAGCCUUCUCAGUGGUGCGCAGGUGUGUGAAGGUGCUGGCUGGCCAGGAAUAUGCUGCCAAGAUCAUCAACACUAAGAAGCUCUCGGCCAGAGACCACCAGAAGCUGGAGCGUGAAGCCCGCAUCUGCCGCCUGCUGAAGCACCCCAACAUUGUCCGGCUCCACGACAGCAUCUCCGAGGAGGGACACCAUUACCUGAUCUUUGACCUCGUCACCGGCGGGGAGCUGUUUGAAGACAUCGUGGCCCGGGAGUAUUACAGUGAGGCAGAUGCCAGUCACUGUAUCCAGCAGAUCCUGGAGGCCGUGCUGCACUGCCACCAGAUGGGGGUGGUACACCGGGACUUGAAGCCGGAGAAUCUGUUGCUUGCCUCCAAGCUCAAGGGCGCUGCAGUGAAGCUGGCGGACUUUGGCCUGGCCAUAGAGGUGGAGGGGGAACAGCAGGCAUGGUUUGGGUUCGCAGGAACACCCGGAUACCUCUCCCCAGAAGUGCUGCGGAAGGACCCGUACGGGAAGCCUGUGGAUCUGUGGGCCUGUGGGGUCAUCCUGUACAUCCUGCUGGUUGGGUAUCCCCCGUUCUGGGAUGAGGACCAGCACCGCCUGUACCAGCAGAUCAAAGCUGGCGCCUAUGAUUUCCCGUCACCAGAAUGGGACACCGUCACCCCGGAAGCCAAGGAUCUGAUCAACAAGAUGCUGACCAUCAACCCAUCCAAACGCAUCACGGCCGCCGAGGCCCUCAAGCACCCCUGGAUCUCGCACCGGUCCACCGUGGCCUCCUGCAUGCACAGACAGGAGACCGUGGACUGCCUGAAGAAGUUCAACGCCAGGAGAAAACUGAAGGGAGCUAUCCUCACCACUAUGCUGGCCACCAGGAACUUCUCCGGCGGGAAGAGUGGAGGAAACAAGAAGAACGAUGGUGUGAAGAAAAGAAAGUCCAGUUCCAGCGUUCAGUUAAUGGAAUCUUCAGAGAGCACCAACACCACCAUUGAGGAUGAAGACACCAAAGUGCGGAAACAAGAAAUUAUAAAAGUGACAGAACAGCUGAUUGAAGCCAUAAGCAAUGGAGAUUUUGAGUCCUACACGAAGAUGUGUGACCCUGGGAUGACAGCCUUCGAACCCGAGGCCCUAGGGAACCUGGUCGAGGGCCUGGACUUCCAUCGAUUCUAUUUUGAAAACCUGUGGUCCCGGAACAGCAAGCCUGUGCACACCACCAUCCUGAAUCCCCACAUUCACCUGAUGGGUGACGAGGCGGCCUGCAUCGCCUACAUCCGCAUCACGCAGUACCUGGAUGCGGGCGGCAUCCCCCGCACGGCCCAGUCGGAAGAGACCCGCGUCUGGCACCGCCGGGAUGGCAAAUGGCAGAUCAUCCACUUCCACAGAUCUGGGGCGCCCUCCGUCCUGCCCCACUGAAGGACCAGGCUGGGGGCACUGUACAGCAGAGAUCCACCGUUCGUCCGUGGAACGUGGCUGCUGGUUCUCCCACUUGGAUUUAGCUGGAAUUCCCCCAAUCACAUCAUCCCAUCACCACCACCAUCACCGUCACCUUCAUACCUGUGUCAAGAAAACCUGCCUGUUCACAAAAGCCAUCAUGACUUCAGAGCAAAUGGCGACAUCUCCCCGUCACCACCCGUCCCCUGCCAGGGCAGGGCUUCCUCAGGCCCACGUGCCCUGGGUGCUGGACCCGAGGACCCCCCUCCCCCCUCAGCUGUCAUUGGCCUGGUCUUGCCUUGGCCGGAAGCCACAGUGCCCAGCUGUGUAUUCAUCCAGGGGCUGGGGAGGAGGGGCGGAGCUGGGAGGAGUGUGGCAUCCUCCAGAUCCUCUCCCUGAGCUCUCCUCUCCUGGGCUCCUCUAGGGAAGGGCAGAAGAACGCCCAGUCCCCCGAGCCAACCUCCCCCGGGGGAGAGGGGGAGAGAGGAGCAGAUGCCAGGAGCCUCCCGCCUCAAACUGCCUUCCUAACUCUUCUCCCAUCCUGUCCUGCUCUCCUGCUCUCCAGCCGACCCUCCUCCCUCAGUGUGGGGAGCGCAAUCCUCUCAGGGUGCCCCCACUUCUUUCCUUCCUCCUCCUGCUGACAUUUACUUCCAACACUAACGGCGCAUUCCACCCUUCCAUCAGGCCCGGAGAAUUCCAGCUUCAUCACAUCCAAGGGAGAGAAUCUGAUUGCUUUUGGGGGGCGAAAGAAAACAGCGUUUAGGUAUCACUUCUACUUGGACCGCAUGCCUUUUUAUAGCCAAACUUCUGUGUGUUUCGUAAAUGGAUUUUGCGUUAAUGGAUAUUUAUGUAAUAACUAGACCUCUCAAAUUGGUGAGAAGGUCUGGGUUGGGAAGGGAGGUGGGAAGAGGGCUGAGGGGUAUUUUUUUCUGUUCUUGGUCUUUUUUUUUUUUUUUUGGUCAUCGCUGAGAUGGACUUUGUCACUUGUGGUUAUCUGGGGCUGAGAUGGACUCAGCCCCCGGGGGAAGGAUCUCUCUGACAUUUCAGUCCCCAGCUUCCCUUGCGGACUGGAGAAGCAUCAGGUGUUAGAAACAGCAAAUCAGGGCAGAGAGAGUGGGGGAAGCUGUCAGGGUGGCAGUACCUGGACUUUACCUUGCUUGCCUCCCAAACUGGGGUCCUUACUACCGUGCUUCCCAGGAUUUCAUCCCCCACGUCUGCACACCCCCCCUCAGCGCCCCCCACCCAGCUCUGGGGGGUUCACGAGCAUGUGUCUUCAUGCGGGUCCAAAAAGAGCGCUGGGAUUUCUCCUCUUCACACCUCCUCCUGCAGCUGUGGGUUUGCAUCUCUUUCUUCCUUUCUCUUUCCCUCUUCCCUUGGGAUUGACUCUGAUGUGGAAUGCCUUGGUACCUCCACCAGGAUCUACUGUCUGCACUGUUUUUCUUUGCAUGACUUUAUAUGCAGUAAGUAUGUUGAAAAAAAAAAAAGAAAAGAAGAAAAAACACUCAGCAAAAC
This is a messenger RNA of Orcinus orca (killer whale), 3317 nucleotides long. It is a transcript of the gene CAMK2A, whose product is annotated as calcium/calmodulin dependent protein kinase II alpha. Gene Ontology annotation, cellular component: cytoplasm; neuron projection. Lineage: Eukaryota; Metazoa; Chordata; Mammalia; Artiodactyla; Delphinidae. Gene Ontology annotation, biological process: protein phosphorylation. Gene Ontology annotation, molecular function: calcium/calmodulin-dependent protein kinase activity; calmodulin binding; ATP binding. Bases 318 to 1787 code for a protein of 489 amino acids. The record is from RefSeq and is a predicted model, not a curated record. The transcript has 19 exons.